AUUAUUAGAAACGGAUAGUAAGUCCUUAAGGUCUGUAAAUGGGUCCAGAAGGAACAGCGGCUCUUCUCUUAUAUCAAGUUCAUCAGCCUCUAGCAACCUCAGCCACCUUGAAGAAGAUUCUUGGAUUCUUUGGGGAAGAAUUGUUAAUGAAUGGGAAGAUGUACGCAAAAAGAAGGAAAAGCAAGUUAAGGAACUUGUUCGUAAAGGGAUACCUCACCACUUUAGAGCAAUUGUUUGGCAACUUUUAUGCAGUGCACAGAGUAUGCCAAUUAAGGAUCAGUAUUCAGAACUCCUGAAAAUGACUUCACCUUGUGAAAAACUGAUCCGAAGGGACAUUGCUAGAACUUAUCCUGAACACAAUUUUUUUAAGGAAAAAGAUAGCCUUGGACAGGAGGUUUUAUUUAAUGUAAUGAAGGCAUAUUCUUUAGUGGAUCGUGAAGUUGGUUACUGUCAAGGAAGUGCUUUUAUAGUUGGAUUAUUGCUUAUGCAGAUGCCAGAAGAAGAAGCUUUUUGUGUAUUUGUUAAACUAAUGCAAGAUUAUAGACUUCGUGAGCUUUUUAAACCAAGUAUGGCAGAAUUGGGUCUUUGUAUGUAUCAGUUUGAAUGCAUGAUACAGGAGCAUCUUCCAGAGCUCUUUGUACAUUUUCAAUCUCAGAGUUUCCAUACCUCAAUGUAUGCAUCAUCCUGGUUUCUGACUAUCUUUCUUACAACUUUUCCGUUACCAAUCGCAACAAGGAUAUUUGAUAUCUUUAUGUCUGAGGGUUUAGAAAUAGUGUUUCGGGUAGGAUUAGCACUUCUUCAAAUGAAUCAGGCAGAACUGAUGCAACUUGACAUGGAAGGGAUGUUACAGCACUUUCAGAAGGUCAUUCCACAUCAGUUUGAUUGUGGUCCAGACAAAUUAAUUCAAGCAGCCUAUCAAGUCAAAUACAACUCAAAAAAGAUGAAAAAGCUUGAAAAGGAGUACACUACAAUAAAAACCAAAGAAAUGGAAGAGCAAGUGGAAAUUAAAAGGUUACGCACAGAAAAUAGGCUUUUAAAACAGCGCAUUGAAACAUUAGAAAAAGAAAGUGCUUCCUUGGCAGAUAGAUUGAUACAGGGACAAGUGACAAGAGCCCAGGAGGCUGAGGAAAACUACCUCAUAAAACGGGAGUUGGCCACCAUCCAACAGCAGAGCGCUGAGGCCAGUGCUAAGCUGGAGCAAGCUGAACAUACCAUCAGGGAGCUCCAGCAACAACAACAAUGGCAUAAAUGCGGUUCCAACUACAAUGAAGAUUUUGUGCUACAGCUAGAGAAGGAAUUGGUUCAAGCCCGACUGAGUGAAGCCGAGUCUCAGUGUGCACUUAAGGAGAUGCAGGAUAAAGUCCUGGAUAUCGAGAAGAGGAAUAACUCCCUUCCUGACGAGAAUAACGUUGCAAGGCUCCAGGAAGAACUUAUUGCUGUGAAAUUGAGAGAGGCAGAAGCUAUUAUGGGUUUGAAAGAACUUAGACAGCAAGUCAAGGAUUUAGAAGAACACUGGCAGCGCCACUUAGCUCGUACUACUGGGAGAUGGAAAGACCCACCUAAGAAAAAUGCUAUGAAUGAAUUACAAGAUGAACUGAUGACCAUUCGACUUAGAGAAGCUGAAACACAGGCAGAAAUAAGAGAAAUAAAACAAAGGAUGAUGGAAAUGGAAACACAGAACCAGAUCAACAGUAACCAUCUUCGAAGAGCAGAACAAGAAGUCACCAGCCUGCAGGAGAAGGUGCAGUAUCUUUCGGCUCAGAACAAGGGACUACUCACUCAGCUAAGUGAAGCAAAGCGCAGGCAAGCAGAGAUUGAAUGCAAGAACAAGGAAGAAGUGAUGGCUGUGAGACUCCGGGAAGCAGAUAGCAUAGCCGCCGUGGCUGAACUACAGCAGCACAUUGCAGAGCUUGAAAUCCAGAAAGAAGAAGGAAAGCUUCAAGGACAGCUUAACAAGUCUGAUUCUAACCAGUAUAUUAGGGAACUGAAAGAUCAGAUAGCAGAGCUGAAUCAUGAGCUCAGGUGCCUAAAAGGCCAGAGGGGCUUCUCAGGCCAACCUCCUUUUGACGGAAUCCACAUCGUCAACCAUUUAAUAGGAGACGACGAAUCAUUCCACUCCUCUGACGAAGAUUUCAUAGAUAAUCCCUUACAGGAAAGUGCUUUUCCUUUGCAUAGAAAAUCUGGCCCGAUGUCUUUGGACCCCACUGUGGCAGAUGGUAGCGAGAGCGAAUCGGAGGACAGUGCGCUGGAGAGGGGGAGUGAGCAAGCCAUUGCGAAGGAGCGGCCCCUGAGAAGAAGAGAGGCGUACUCGACCACUGUCUGACAGUCCCUGUGACCUAGACUGUGUGUUUCUUCAAGGGAUCAGUUAUUGUGUGAUUAGGGAUUUUUGGAACAUAUCUGUUUCAUAUGUACAUAGAGAUAUAUAUAUAUAUAUAUAUAUAUAUAUUUUACAGUCUUAUCUGCCUUUUUAUCUUUGCCAAAUUUUCACGUUUGACUCACCAUUGCCAUAAAGUAGUCUGGAAUAUGGUUAAUGGGUUAAAUAAAGUUCUAACAGUAUUAUUAAAUAUUAAUGUUCCUUAUUUAGAAAAUGCACCUAUAUGUGUGGGAACCAUUUUGAAGUUUAAAACUAUGGAAAAUUGAAUUUUCUUCCAACAAAGCUGCUCUCGUGCAAUAUUUUAUACUUGGUGAACAAAUUGUAUUUUUAUGUUUAUCAAUUUGUUAUCCAAGCGACUGUCUACAGGCAUUUGACCAAGACAUACAUCCAUUUUACCUUGUUUUUUGGUAUUUGGGAGGUUGUUUUAGUUUUGUUUUGUUUUUUCAUGAAAAUGACUUUUAUUAGUGGGCCACUGAAAGUUCCCAGGCACAAAACCUUUUUUCUGUAUUUUAUAAUCACAAGUUAAUGGUUAUCUGUUUGGAGAAUUAUAAGUUUUGUGUCCAUUUGUAUGUGCAUAUGAUGCCUCCAUGUGUUGGAUACUGGUCAGAAUAGUAGGUUAACUGCACAUAUAUUGUAUAUUUGUACAUAUUUGUAAAUCUGGACCACCUAACAUUGAACAUCAUUUUAUAUGAGGGACAUACAUGAUACAACAUGACUGCUUCUUUAAGCAUUCUAACAGGACUUCUGUAAAUAAUAGGUUCAAAGAAAUUUGAAAAAUAAAACCAAACACUAAUAUUUUAAGAGCUUUAGUACUUUGCUUAGCAUUCAACACUAGCAGAUUCAGAAACACUAUUGGUAAAAUAUUUUACUUCAUGUGUAUGUAACUAAUAAAUUUUUCAUGAUUAAAGAGGUUAUAGCACAUA
Carlito syrichta (Philippine tarsier) is the source of this 3297-nucleotide messenger RNA. It is a transcript of the gene EVI5, whose product is annotated as ecotropic viral integration site 5. The record is from RefSeq and is a predicted model, not a curated record. The annotation marks the transcript as partial. The transcript has 18 exons. Lineage: Eukaryota; Metazoa; Chordata; Mammalia; Primates; Tarsiidae.